AUGUUGGAUGAGCUAGACAAUGUCUUCGACGACCAUCCGUCGUUGGAGGCCUCGCUCGAAGACUUUGAGAACAACAGCAAUGCGCAUCGCUCCCCUCUCUUUGGGCUGCCAUCUCAGCACUCGGGGUUUCGAUCUGAAGAGUCGGACGGUGAGAUAGACGACCCUACUGUAGCCGAAUGUUGGUCGCCGCCUGGUUUGCGCCAGCAUGAUUACGUCCAAGGUAGCGGUUGGUACCGGCAUCAACCCUAUUUGCGCCGAGAUACCAACCUCCAUACAGAACGCCUAGAGCUGAAACCAACGGUGGGACUGACUGUAUCGCCAUCGCAAUCGCGCGAGCCAAGCCCACAGUAUGAGGAUGCGCUCGAGGGUCCAGGCCCACACGGACCCACCAAACAUAGAUCAAAUACUGAUUCCGACAUCACCACCGCGGCAAAUAUCCCCUUGCCCAUCGGUGCAAUCACCCCACAGACCGGACGAUCCCCCAGUCCAGGUCCGCAGAGGCCGGGCGUGGCGCGUCACAGCCCCGAGGAUGACAAUGACGGGUUGGGCUUUGGAGCGGAGAAUCUGAGUAACUACAUCCGUUUUGCGGUGCGCGCUGAAGUUCAGCACCGCGAACCCAUCGCUGCUAUAUAUGGCUACUUGCGCAGCAAGUUUGACCGCAUGACGAGCUCCAAGUCGAAUACAACCCUCUCCGUCGUGGUUUUCUUAGUAUCACUUGCGUUUAUGCGCGCCUUGUUCAUGCCUGGUCUGCCGCAAUCUAUUCCAGACCUGGUGAAAUUAUCCAGCUUUGCGCGCUCUUUUGAACCGCUAAUCUACUACUCGGAGAAUGGUGUCCAGCAGAUCGGGACCCUCCAGGAAACCGGAGUCGCCGUGUGGGAUCUGAGCGAGUCAGUACGCGGUACAAACAUGACCAGUGCGCCAAUCAUCGUACGCCAGCUAGACGAGCUUUCCGACUCUUUAAAGUCGCUAUCCUUGGAGUUGACACGCUUCUUUGCCAACGUGGACUCCGACAUAGACUCUAUCUUGAUUGUCAUGGAUUGGGCCAAGCGUGAAUUGGAAACACUUUCAGCCCAGCCUCCAAGCACAUUACCCACCAUCGUUUUCGACAACGUACACAAUAUGCUCUCUCGUAUCGGGGCUCUCGAGCGUACAGGAGAUGUCUCCGACGGCGGGGUAGCAUCCGCAACCACCACGACCCUGGGACACGUCGUCAUCGCUGUCUUCGGCCCAACCUCCGCUCAGCGCACACGCUCCACUCUCACACGCACCUUUACAGAGUUCCUCGCGGUGCUAGAAGAGUCUAUCAACAGCGAACUAUCCCACUCAACCGCCCUCUUUGCGCUCUUUGAAUCCAUUGAUCGCCAAUUCCUAAAUCUGCAACGCACAGUCGUGCGUGAAUCCGACGCCCAAGAACGUGCAGAAGGUGAAAUGCUCAGCUCUCUCUGGACCCGCGUACUCGGCCCAGACGCAGCAGCGGUCCGCAAGUAUGAGAAGAACAAACGACUUCUCGCGAACGUCCGCAGCCGUACCGUGGCCAACAAACACCUCCUAGUCGACCACCGCGGCCGUCUACUAACGCUAAAAGUCAACCUGGAGACUCUACGACGCAAACUAGUCAGCCCGCUCGUGCGUAGAAACGACUCUGUCAGCUUCAUGGGCGUGGACGGUAGUGUAGUCGGGUCCGGCAGUUCCGCUACAGGCCGUAUGCUCGGUCCCGUCGAAGCUGUGAUCGACGGGCAAAUCCGCGGACUAGAGGGCACAUACGACUACCUGCGCUCAGUACGCGAGCGACAAAAAGCCAAACUGAUGGAACUGGUAUACGGUGCCGGGCGAAAGCCAUCAUCAUCAAUGCUAGGAGGGAUAGAGGGGGAAGAUGAGUUGUUGGAGGGGAUAUAA
Penicillium taxi is the source of this 1896-nucleotide messenger RNA. RefSeq lists its product as uncharacterized. NCBI's taxonomy places the organism in Eukaryota, Fungi, Ascomycota, Eurotiomycetes, Eurotiales, Aspergillaceae. The record is from RefSeq and is a predicted model, not a curated record. The coding region runs from base 1 to 1896 and encodes 631 amino acids. The transcript has 2 exons.